Molecule: messenger RNA, 2661 nt
Organism: Colletotrichum chrysophilum
Lineage: Eukaryota; Fungi; Ascomycota; Sordariomycetes; Glomerellales; Glomerellaceae
Exons: 1
Coding region: 1-2661 (886 amino acids)
Biological process (GO): chorismate biosynthetic process
Molecular function (GO): 3-dehydroquinate dehydratase activity; 3-phosphoshikimate 1-carboxyvinyltransferase activity; shikimate 3-dehydrogenase (NADP+) activity
Source: RefSeq, a predicted model, not a curated record
AUGGCGACAGCAGGCGUGAAGCGGUCCUUCGUGGCCACGGCCAUUGACGACGAGGACGCCGAACACCACCACCAACUGGAGAAUCCCUCAAAGUUCAUUCGCGUCGACACUCGCAAUGGCUACAGUACAACACCGAGAGAGCCUCAGAGCCCGAGGACGAACAGCAGCAGGUACUCCAUGGCUGCGUGCUCCAGACCCGAGACGCCAAUAACGAGGCCUGCGACGCCAGUCACCCACCUGCCGAACGAGAUACCCCCAUUCCCUGCCGACGCCUCCAUUGUCCUUGCUGGCAUCCGAGGCGCCGGCAAGUCGACACUCGCCAUCAUCGCCUCGACGGCCAUGGCGCGGAGGGCGCUCGACUGCGAGAAGGCCUUCCAACAGGUCACCGGCCUGACCAGCUUUGCAUAUAAACGGGCCCAUGGCCCCGCAGAAUGUCACCGUCGACAGACGGACGUUCUCCGCGACCUCCUCGACCAGAACUCAAAAGGCUGCUUGAUUGUCUGCAGCUGGAUGGAGCGCUCUGUGCAGACUCUGCUACGAGACUUUUGCCGUACACACCCUGUCGUCCACAUCGUUCGCGAUGUCAAGGCCAUUCAAGAACACCUCAAGAUCGAAGACGAAGACAAGGCAAGAAAUCUUCUUGCCGCGAGCAGUACCAUUUUCCGGACUUGCAGCAAUCUCGAGUUCUUCAAUGUCUCUGAGACGGCAGAUCCUGCGGCCGAGACUGAUGCGGCGAGGAUAGAAGCUCACGCUGGCGGUCAGAAGCCACCCGCACCGUAUCUUACCCUGAAGCGGGCGGAGAGGCACUUCCUCAAAUUCCUCAGCUUGAUCAUGCCCAAAGGCUCUAUCCCCUUCAUUGAAUCUGCCUUCCCCUUGGCGUCUAUUCCGACUGAAGACCGUCGGUUCACCUAUGCCAUUUCAGUAUCAUUGUCGAGCCUUCUCAACAAUGAGAUCACCGUCGAGGAGCUGGAAACAGGUGCUGACGCCAUCGAGAUCGUCGUCGAUGGCCUCGCGGGUGCAACGGCGUUGGAUUCUGAACGAGCUGCAGAUAUUGCAAGGAUCAUUGGGUCGAUCAGAAGGAGCACCGUCAUUCCGCUCAUCUACCAUGUCGUUCUCCCGGACACAACAGAGUCGGUGUACAUGGACUACAUCUUACAUGGUCUCCGACUUACACCUGAAUACCUCACCGUCGACUUACGCUUGAACGAUUACCAAUUACUACACAUCAUCUCAAUGAAGAGGCGGUCAAAGAUCAUUGGUCAUCUAACUCCUGCCGUCGACUCUCCCUCAUGGGCAGAUCCGUUCUGGAUGUCACAUUACCACAGAGCUCGCCGAAUAGGCUGCGAUCUUGUCCGACUUAUCAAGCCUGUCACCUCGAUAAAGGACAACUUUGAUGUGAAUCAUCUCAAGGCUCUGGUCGACGCCACGACUGGCCACAAGAUCCCUCUCAUUGCCUACAACUCCGGCCCUCGUGGCAGGCAUUCGGCUGCCAUGAACCAUGUCCUCACGAGCGUCGUGCCAGAAGCAAUGGCGUCAAAGUACAGCCCCGAUCAGCCUUGUUUGACGGCUGUACAGGCAACGCAAGCGCUGUACAACUCAUUCCUAUUCGACCCCAUGAAGAUUUAUGUCUUCGGUGCCCAUGUCUCCUACAGUUUGUCGCCAGCUAUGCAUAAUGCCGCCCUCAAGGCAUGUGGCAUCCCACAUGUCUACCGCCCCUUCUCCACACCAUCACUGAAUGGCCUCAAAGACCUCAUCGAAGAUCCCUACUUCGCUGGCGCCAGUGUGGGCUUGCCGUUCAAAGUAGAAAUCAUCACUCUCACCCAUUCGCUGAGUCGACACGCCCAGGCCAUCGGUGCAGUAAACACUCUCGUGCCUGUUCGUCGACUGAACCCCGACGGCACCAUUCCAGAAGAUGAAAAACUCUUCAACUGCAGAAAUCGAGCUGGGCCGGUACGCGCACUUUACGGAGAGAACACAGAUUGGAUCGGUAUCCGGGCUUGCCUGAGGAGGGGACUUUCGCCUGCCAAUGCGGUGCGUCCGACAAGUUGCGGUCUCAUUAUCGGCGCAGGCGGUAUGGCUCGUGCUGCAACUUACAGCAUGUUGCAACUUGGCGUGAAGAACAUCGUGGUUUACAACCGCACGGUCUCGAACGCGGAAAAGAUGGUCAAUCACUUCACGAGACUACUAAAGAGACACGACCUACCGCUCUUGAGCGCGAACACGGACGCGGAAACAAGAUUCCAUAUCAUUAGGACCCUGGACGAGGCGUGGCCGGAAGACUUUCGGCCGCCGACCAUGAUCGUCUCCUGUAUCCCAACGCACAGCAUCGGCGACGUACCAGCUCCCAACUUCGUGGCGCCACAAGCCUGGCUAAGCAGUCCAACCGGUGGCUGUCUCGUUGAGCUGGGAUACAAGACGCUUGAUACCCCAAUACUCAACCAAGCGCGCCAGGUCUCUCACCGGGGUUGGGUCACUAUGGACGGUCUGGACCUACUUCCGGAGCAGGGCUUCGCCCAGUUCGAGCUCUUUACAGGGAGGCGAGCACCGCGCAGACUUAUGCGUGGAGAGGUCUUCCGAUCUUACGAGCCUGACGGACAAGAUCGUUCAGCCCUUGCACAACUUGGGCCACGUCUCAACAACAUUGUCGAGCAAGAGCCAUGA